Molecule: messenger RNA, 1338 nt
Organism: Amaranthus tricolor (Joseph's coat)
Lineage: Eukaryota; Viridiplantae; Streptophyta; Magnoliopsida; Caryophyllales; Amaranthaceae
Product: ER lumen protein-retaining receptor B-like
Exons: 6
Coding region: 236-697 (153 amino acids)
Biological process (GO): endoplasmic reticulum to Golgi vesicle-mediated transport; protein retention in ER lumen
Cellular component (GO): cis-Golgi network; endoplasmic reticulum; membrane
Molecular function (GO): ER lumen protein retrieval receptor activity
Source: RefSeq, a predicted model, not a curated record
GAAACUUUCUCUCCAGUGGCAAAGAUUGACACAAUCUGAGUUUUUUUUCUCUAUUGCGGCAAACAAAGACUGGCCACUACACCAAUUUGAUGUGAAAAAUGCCUUCCUAUAAGGGUGAAAUGUUAUUGAAUUAUUUCAUAGGAUAUCUCUGAAAACUCAGGAACUCUACGUUAUCAUCUUCUUGACUCGGUAUUUGGAUCUCUUCACCAGAUAUAUCUCAUUGUAUAACACCAUAAUGAAGAUAGUCUUUAUUGGGUCCUCGCUUGCCAUUGUUUGGUACAUGAGGUAUCAUAAAGUAGUGAAACAGACAUAUAGCAAGAAUGAAGAUACUUUUCGACAUUACUUUUUGAUGCUUCCAUGCUUUGCUUUGGCCCUUUUAUUUCACUAUGAGUUCACUUUGAUAGAUGUUUUGUGGACCUUUUCAUUGUACCUGGAAGCAGUUGCCAUCUUGCCACAACUGGUAUUGUUGCAGCAAUCUAGAAACAUUGAUAACUUGACUGGGAACUAUGUUUUCUUGCUCGGCGCAUAUCGGGCUCUCUACGUCUUGAACUGGAUAUAUCGAUACUUUUUGCAAGAUCACCGGGCUCGCUGGAUCCUUUGGACAUCUGGUCUGGUUCAGACAGCACUUUAUGCCGACUUCUUUUAUUACUACAUACUCAGUUGGAAAAACCAUGAAAAGCUCAAACUUCCUGCUUGACGUAUCCGUGAGUUCAUUCCCAGUCAGACUUAUACACGAUUGGAAAGUGAAGAAAACUGUUAACAGUAGGCAUUAGAAUUUUGAACACCCUUUUUCUAACCAAACAAUUACAUCUUAUAAUUUCUUGUCAAAAUGUUGUAAGAGGGGAGCAUAAUACUUUUGAGCUUCUUCUAAACAUAAUACAGCUAAUUUUUGUAUUGAAUUUGUUGUUUAUCAUAGAUUUUGUAAGAGAAUAUAUAAAUACGUUUUUGGAGAAUUAUAGGUUAGUGGUUGAAGGCUUUCUCUUCAACCUUUGUUAGUUCGCUGCUAUCAACAAUUCAACAGCAAACCAACAAGUAAUUUAUUUUUUUCCUUUCAAAUGUUAUGACACUAUUAUUCUUUUGUUUGCUGUUACAGUGAACAAAUUCGCGGUAAUUGUUUUUGACUUUUAAUAUGUUCUUCUCUUGUUUGCUGUUACUAACAAAGAACAAGUCUUGAUCUUAGGUUCAGAGAACAGAGACACUUAUUUUGAGAAUUAAAAUUUCUCAAAAACUUAUUUUAGGAAUCAAAAAAAAAAACUAUUUUUUCAAAUUUUCAUAUAUAAUAAUAAUAGAAGUAUUGUUCUUUUCAUAUAGGCUCAAAAUUGGAAACAGUGUUUAAAA